AGUCGCUGUGUUCGCAACUGAACCGUUGUGGGGGUUUACUCUCCUCAAUCUCUUUGCAUUCUGAAGAAAAUAAGACGACCACUAAGCCAAGAUGUCUUACAUGCUUAGCCAUCUCCACAACGGCUGGCAGGUCGACCAGGCCAUCCUAGGUGAGGAGGAUCGCGUCGUCGUCAUCCGCUUCGGUCACGACUGGGACCCGACGUGUAUGAAGAUGGACGAGACGUUGUACCGGAUCUGCGACAAGGUGAAAAACUUUGCUGUGGUGUACCUUGUUGACAUCACAAAAGUGCCUGAUUUUAACAAGAUGUACGAGUUGUACGACCCGUGCACGAUGAUGUUCUUCUUCAGGAACAAGCAUAUAAUGAUAGAUCUGGGUACCGGUAACAAUAAUAAGAUCAACUGGGCUAUAGACGAUGAACAGGAGGUUAUUGAUAUUGUGGAGACAGUGUACAGGGGCGCGAGGAAAGGACGUGGUUUGGUGGUGUCACCCAAAGACUACUCUACCAAAUACCGUUAUUAAUGUCCUCUACCGCAUCUCUGUUGCCAACAGUUUGGAUUUGUGGAUGGCAGCGAUUGAGGACACGUUGGUUUGGAAAUGAAUACUGGCAAGUGCCAUGCCUUUACGAAACAUCAUUCCUCAAACAUUUUCUUAUUUUUUCAGCUACACCAGAACUGCAAAGCUUUGGUAAAUUUGUUGAUUUAUGUUGUAUAGUAGGGUUGCGGGCUAUCACAUAUUGAAUCAAAUGUACAGUUUACAGUAUCGCAACGAUCACCUGGGGAGUAGUUCAUCAACAUUUUCGUCCGACAAGUUGUCGGAUCCGACAACUUUCCUUGGUUAUGAUCGUAAGAGAGGCACUGUUAACAUAGUAACUGUCGGAUAAAUCAGUACUUGUCUGAUAAAACGUCUUACAAGUCCUUUCGAAUGAUGAAACGCUCCCCAGGUUUUAUCUCAAGAUACACUGCAGUACAUUCUCCAUAUUUGACCUUCAAUAAGUCAAGUAAGCCUAUUAAACUCCAGAAAUUUCAAACCAGGGUGGUGUUUCAUAAAGUUACGCACAACUUUACGCACGACUGAAACAUGUUCCUUGGUGCUUAAUCAGUUACAUGUGGAUAGUGUAGCACAAGAAAGGUCACCAGUUGUGCGUAAAGUCAUUCGUAACUAACAAACAGCUUUAUGAAAUGGGCUCCUGAAUAUGAAAAAUAUGUCUCUCCUGUGUUAAGUGCAACAGAUUUCUGUGUUACCAAGACACUUGACUUGGGUAGUGUCACCUGUGUAUCGUUCAGCUUUAAUUAUGUGUCGGACAUUGUUUGCAUUUAUGUACAUGUAGUAUGUUUAAGUUUAUGGCACUCCUGGGCCUGCUGUAGUACAAAGGUUAGCGAUUAAUCGCUAACUUGAAAGAUUGGUUCCUAGUCAGUCUACCGAGCAAAAUUGCGCAUGCAACGAUGGUCUUGAUUGGUAAUUUCAUGUACAUGUAGCUAUUAAUCGCUAACUUGUGUUACAGGGGCCCGUUUCAUAAAGCUGUUCAUAAGACUUUACACACGACUGGUGACCCCUUCUUGCGCUAAAUGAACGGAUUUUAUAGCGCCUAAGAACGUGUUCCAGUCAUGCAUAAAGUUGUGCAUAACUUUACGAACAGCUUUAUAAAACGGCCCAGAUAUCAUCAGGUACAUGUAAUAUUGGAUGGGGAAGUAUUAUAGUUUAUUAGAGGCUUGACACUUUUAUGUAGUUCCCCUUGGACCCUGGUGAUCUUUAUUUUCUACAUGAGGGAGAUUUGUUCAUUUUGUUGUUAAAAUCAUAUCAAGUUUCAAAACUUACAAUAUUUUUCUGAAGAGUUAUUGUUAACCAGAUUGUUCAUUCACUGAAGUCAACAUUGUCACAAUUUUAUGACACCAUGCCACCUUUAAUCCAAGCCACCGAUUGGAUGUCGUGAAAGACAUUAUGAAAAUAUGAGAGAGGACAUAUUUUUGAUAAGCCAAAGGGGGAGGGGGUGUAAAGCUCUUUAAUAGUUAUGGACAACGUCAACUUUAUAAAGUUCUGGAACAUAUUUUUGUGCUACAUGUACAUGUACCCAAACAUUUUCUUUGUGUUCAACAAAGUGGGACUGACUUUCCAAUUACUGAAUACAUGUCAGUAUUAAAAGGCCAUUAUUUGACACAAGUGCAACCCCCUCCCCCCCCCUCCCAGUAUUUCAGAUACCCGGAGAAUAGCAGUUAAUAUUACAACUUUUUUUUUUCUUUGAUUUUAUUUGGUCAUGAUUAAUUGAUUCAGAAGUCACAACUGUGUAAAUGUACAUUGAACUUGUUAACAUGAAUGUUCUUUAUAUACAUUGUAGUAAAUAUGGAAACAGAAAACCAAAAAAAAAAUGACUGAAUGUUCAUGUGUAAUCUGAGUUGGUCAUACAUGUAGGUAAUUUAUAAUGUGAUUGUGGCUUUAAUCUUGAAGAGAGAUGAAUACAUAUGGAGAAAAGAAAGUGCAAGAAAGACAGCAAGAGAGAAAAAUCAGUAUAAAAAAGAAAGGGGGGAGGUUGGC
Molecule: messenger RNA, 2530 nt
Organism: Lytechinus pictus (painted urchin)
Lineage: Eukaryota; Metazoa; Echinodermata; Echinoidea; Temnopleuroida; Toxopneustidae
Product: thioredoxin-like protein 4A
Exons: 1
Coding region: 92-520 (142 amino acids)
Biological process (GO): mRNA splicing, via spliceosome
Cellular component (GO): U5 snRNP; U4/U6 x U5 tri-snRNP complex; spliceosomal complex
Source: RefSeq, a predicted model, not a curated record